Cuscuta epithymum is the source of this 3246-nucleotide messenger RNA. NCBI's taxonomy places the organism in Eukaryota, Viridiplantae, Streptophyta, Magnoliopsida, Solanales, Convolvulaceae. The record is from the annotation of a GenBank genome assembly.
CCAAAACUCAAAAGCCAUAAAACAUUCAACUACUUAAAGUGUGCUUAGUUGAAAAGUCCGUUUGCCCAUCAUUCUGGCAAUUAAACCCGUCACAGCGGAUUGAAUCCUUUUCUCCCCACAUCGACAGAUAAGCUGGGAAACUCUGCAUUCAUCAGCUCUCCUUUUUAAUAUUCCUUGUAAUCCAAUCCACAGCAAAAUAACCAACCACUAGUUGUUUCAGACUUCUAGUGGGCAUUUAAAUCUUUUGACAGAUAAACUGGGCCCUGGGAAGAGAAGAUUUCAAACCUUUGGCAUAAAGAUGAUAAUUUCUUGGACAAUUGCAAAGUACCCUUUACAAUACAAUUCAUAUGUGUUUUUCUUUUGCUGUCAUAAUUUUGCUCCUCUCACUUUUUGUAUUUCUUUCCUGUCUUAAAGGUUUGACCUUUUUUGUUCUUCCUUUCCAUUUCCAUAGUUCAAAGCUUUUGAGCCAGUUUCUGAGUGGGAAAACUGAAGUUGUCUCACUUCUCUGGUCAACUUUCCACAACCUCAAAUUGAUAUACGAAAGUUUUGAGCCAAAUUUUACUUCUAGCUGUGGCCAUGGAUUCAAGGGUGUUCUUAAUUUUACUGUUCACAUGCCUGUUGUUCAUAUUCCUGCCUGAGUGUUGUAGGGCUAGCAUUCAAAACCGAGGCAGGUUGGAAUUAGGAUUCAAAGGCUCUCAGAUGACAUGGAUAGACAGAGAUGGAAUGAUUCUGGUAUCCAAUAAUUCGAAAUUCGCAUUCGGGUUCCACAAAACAGCAGAUGUCACUUUGUUUCUGCUUGUUGUGAUGCAUCUGAGCAGCCAAACUCUGGUAUGGUCUGCCAAUAGAGCUUUUCCUGUAAGAAAUUCUGAUAGUUUUUCAUUUGAUGACACUGGAAAUGCCUUUCUGCAAAGUGGGGGAUCUACUGUCUGGGGGACGAACACGGGUGGCAAAGGGGUUUCUGCAAUAGAAUUGAGAGACUCUGGGAAUCUAGUUCUGGUUGGAAAUGACAGUAGAAGCAUUGUUUGGCAGAGUUUUAGCCAUCCUGUGGAUACUCUUUUGUCAAACCAGGAUUUUGUUGAAGGUAUGCAGCUUUCAACCAGUCCAAACUCAAAUAACCUAAGCUAUUCCCUUGAAAUCAAGUCUGGCGAUAUGUUACUUUCUGCUGGCUUCAAAUCGCCACAGAGAUAUUGGGCUAUGUCAAGUGAAAACAGAAAAACAAUAAAUAAGGUUAGGGGAGAUAUUGUUUCUGCUACCCUUGAUGCUAAUUCUUGGAAAAUGUAUGAUGAAAGCAAAGAGCUAAUCUGGCAAUUCAUUUUCUCAGACAGCACCGAUCCAAACGCUACGUCAGUUGCAGUUUUAGGAGAUGAUGGUGUUUUGACUUUUUCUGUUCUUGAAAGUGGGAGUUCAUCUGUCACUUCCCCAACAAGAAUACCCCAAGAUGAAUGUAGUAGCCCGGCAGCUUGCGAUCCGUUUUUCGUUUGUUAUAAAGGGAAAAGGUGUCAAUGCCCUUUGUCUAUUCCCUCUUGCAAACCCGGGACUGAUUCCUUGUGCCACAAGUCAAAGCCAGUGGAGCUUGUAGAGGCUGGCAAUAGUCUCAGUUACUUUGCACUUAAAUUUGCUUCUUCCUCUUCCACGGGUGAUUUGAACAGCUGCAAAGCCUCCUGCAUCCAGAAUUGCUCUUGUGUCGCCGUUUUCUUUGACAAUAGCAUGCAACAUUGUUUCUCUUUUGACCAGAUAGGAAGCAUGCAAGGGUCGGUCGCUAGCGCUGGUUUUAGUGCCUAUGUCAAAGUCUUGAGUGGUAGUCAAACUUAUGGAAAUGGUGGAAACAGAAAAAAACAUUUAUCUGUUGUCAUUAUCAUUGUCAUAUUUACGACACUUGUAUUAUUCGCCCUACUUUAUGGAGGUUUGCGUUAUCACAGAAAGAAAAUCAAGAAAUCUCCUGAAUCUCCCAAAGAAGGUUCGGAAGAAGAUAACUUCUUGGAGGGCGGAUUAUCAGGGAUGCCGAUUCGUUUCACCUUCAAAGACCUCCAGAAUGCCACAAAUGACUUCAAAGUUAAACUCGGACAGGGUGGGUUCGGUUCGGUUUACAAAGGAGCUCUCCCCGACGGGACCCAAGUGGCGGUGAAACAAUUGGAAGGCCUUGGGCAAGGGAAGAAAGAAUUCCGGGCUGAAGUCAGUACAAUAGGAAGCAUCCACCAUAUACAUCUUGUGAAGCUUAGAGGCUAUUGCGUCGAAGGAGCCCACAGGCUUCUUGCGUAUGAGUACAUGGCAAACGGAUCCUUGGAGAAAUGGCUUUUUCGCAAUAACAAAGAAAUCCUGCUGGAUUGGGAUACGAGGUUUAGCAUUGCACUCGGUACAGCUAAAGGCCUGGCCUACCUUCAUGAAGACUGUGACUCUAAGAUCGUGCAUUGCGAUAUUAAACCUGAAAACGUGCUAUUGGAUGACAAUUUCCACCCGAAAGUCUCGGAUUUUGGUCUGGCUAAGCUCAUGACUAGGGAGCAAAGCCACGUGUUUACCACCUUAAGAGGAACUAGGGGAUAUCUUGCACCGGAGUGGAUCACAAAUUACGCCAUAUCGGAGAAGAGCGAUGUGUACAGCUAUGGGAUGGUGCUGCUUGAGAUAAUAGGGGGGAGGAAAAACUACGACCCCACACAAAGUUCCGAGAAAUCCCAUUUCCCAUCCUAUGCUUAUAAGAUGAUGGUGGAGGGGAAGCUUAAGGAUGUUAUUGACAUGAAACUGAAAAUCGAUGAGAAUGAUGAUAGGGCUUUGACAGCUAUAACCGUCGCUUUGUGGUGCAUACAGGAUGAGAUGCACCUAAGACCUUCCAUGACAAAGGUGGUCCAAAUGCUUGAACGUGUCUGCCCCGUCACAGCCCCACCUACAUUUUGUACUCUUGGAAACCGGCUUUUUUCAAAUGCCUUUAAGUCGUUUAGCGAUACGGGCACUUCGUCGGAAUACAAUAGCAGCGAUGCUCAUCUUUCCGAUGUUCGGCUUUCGGGGCCAAGAUAACAGAUGCUGCUAUACGUUCUUUGGUGAGUCUUCAUGUGUUUUUAUGUGCUGGAAAAAACUCCACAUAUUGAUAGUGUUCAUUACCUUAAUGCACUGUAAAUAAAAUAAUGCUUAUUAGAUUAGCAGAACUAGAGCUUGUGAUUCCUCCAAGAACUGUUUGUUUUGUGUGUAAAUGUAUUUUUAACAUCAGUCAUAUUAUACAAAAAUUGCCUCUGAGUUUCUUACUAUUGAAUUCCC